This is a messenger RNA of Anopheles nili, 1884 nucleotides long. Its product is annotated as beta-galactosidase-like. Gene Ontology annotation, biological process: carbohydrate metabolic process. Gene Ontology annotation, molecular function: beta-galactosidase activity. The record is from RefSeq and is a predicted model, not a curated record. Bases 1 to 1884 code for a protein of 627 amino acids. NCBI's taxonomy places the organism in Eukaryota, Metazoa, Arthropoda, Insecta, Diptera, Culicidae. The transcript is spliced from 8 exons. Gene Ontology annotation, cellular component: vacuole.
AUGCAUGGUCGUGCUGCACUGCUGCCGCUGGUGCUGUAUUUGUGCACCUUGCACACGGUAGAAGGAGUACAAACACAGCGAAGAUUCGAUAUCGACUUCCAAAACAACACCUUCACCAAAGAUGGGCAGCCUUUCCAGUUUAUUUCCGGUUCGUUUCAUUACUUUCGUGCGUUGCCCGAAUCCUGGAGGCACAUUUUGCGAUCUAUGAGGGCGGCAGGAUUGAACACGGUCAUGACCUACAUCGAAUGGUCAUUGCAUGAGCCGAUGCCGGGCCAAUAUCAGUGGGAUGGUAUAGCGAACUUGGAGGAAUUCAUAGAAAUCGCACAGAGCGAGAAUCUGUUGGUUAUCUUGCGCCCUGGGCCAUACAUUUGCGCUGAGCGGGACAUGGGAGGUUUCCCGCACUGGCUGCUGCAUAAGUAUCCCGCAAUAAAAUUACGGACGUAUGAUACAGCUUACCUGAGGGAAGUACAGAACUGGUACAACCAGCUGAUGCCGCGCAUCGUUCGUCAUCUUUACGGAAAUGGCGGUCCAGUGAUAAUGGUUUCAAUCGAAAAUGAAUACGGUUCAUUCCAAGCAUGUGAUGGCCAAUAUAUGCAGUUCUUGAAGAAUUUGACUGUUCACUUCGUGCAGGAUAAAGCAGUGCUGUUCACCAACGAUGGACCGGAUCUCCUGGAAUGUGGAUCAAUUCCCGGCAUACUGCCGACGUUAGAUUUUGGAAUCACAAACAAUCCGAACGCUUUCUGGCAAAAAUUGCGGAAGUACCUGCCCAAGGGACCGUUGGUAAAUGCCGAAUACUACCCCGGGUGGUUGACGCACUGGAUGGAACCGACGGCACGCGUCGAUGCCGGCAUGGUCGUCAACACGUUGCGGCUGAUGCUCAACCAGAAGGCGAACGUUAACUUUUACAUGUUUUUCGGUGGAACUAACUUUGGAUUUACCGCCGGCGCAAAUGAUGUCGGACCGGGUAAGUACAGUGCUGACAUAACGUCCUACGACUACGAUGCGCCACUCGACGAAGCCGGUGAUCCGACACCGAAAUAUUUCGCUAUCAGAAAGGUGUUGCUCGAGUAUUUUGGCGACCCUGGCGUGCCGGCUCCUGAGAAAUUACCCAAAAUGACACUCGACACAGUAUGGUUGGAACGAAGAGGUUCCAUUCUAUCAAAGCACGGUCGAACGAUGUUAUCAAAAGGCAUGGUAUCUUCCGUACAGCCUGUUUCCUUUGAGGUGCUUAAUCAGCACUCAGGAUUCGUGCUUUACGAAUCGACGUUACCUGCAGAUCUGAAUCGGGAUCCAUUUACGCUUAAAGUGGAAAAGCUUCGUGAUCGCGCUUAUGUGCAUGUUGAUGGGCAAUUUUACGGAAUACUUUCUCGUGAAACCAACGUUGAUGCUUUGCCAUUGAGCGUUGGCUUAGGAUCCCAGUUACAACUGCUUGUGGAGAAUCAGGGACGCAUUAACUACAACAUCCCCAAUGAUUUCAAGGGAAUAUUAGGUUCAGUCACGAUUGACGCGAAGCCAUUGUACAACUGGACAAUCACUAGUUUCCCUCUCGAUAACUUCCGUUAUCUAGAGAACUUUUUAACCCAGCAACCAGCCGAUGGCGACGAUCUAGCUGGUGCCGGCGCACAAGUAUAUUAUGGUACAUUUAUGAUCAGUAACGACACCAUUCAUGAUACCUAUUUGUAUCCGAAUGAGUGGGGAAAAGGAUUAGUUUUUAUCAACGGAUUCAAUUUGGGUCGCUACUGGCCGUUGGCUGGCCCUCAGAUAACGCUCUAUGUCCCCCGGCACAUCCUCACGAAAGGAAAUAAUCAUAUUGUCAUGAUCGAGUAUCAGAAGAAUGUUCAACACCCCUACGUGCAAUUUGUUGAUAAGCCAAUAUUCACUUGA